GAAGGUAACCCGCAAUUACCCGCCCAAGAGAAGCCCACCCUAGAUUGCGUAGGCUUCGUAUAAAUAAAGGCAUAUAAAUAAAGGCAUCUAGGGCCGCAACCGCAAGUGUGGCAAAUUGGGGGUGUUAGAGUGUUAGGUAUCAAUUGAAUUGAAGAGAGGGAGCGAUGCCGGAAAAAAUGGUGGUGGAAAAGAGAGGGGAAUUGAAGAAUAAGAUGAUAGUAGGGGGCGUGGUGAUUGAACCCAGGAACCCUUUACUUAUAGCACCUCGUGAUUGUUGUGAAAUUGUUUACUAUGUUUUGGAUCUGAACACUGCGGAAGUCUCAUCACUUCCUCGUAUCGUGGUUGGUAAUGGUUGUGAGCCUCCCGUGGGUGUUGUGGGAUCUACACUUUAUGUUUUUGGGGGCGGCAAAUCGUUCUCCUCCGGUGACGGUGAUGAUUCCGCAAAAUCAAAAACCCAAGAAAGGUAAGAGGAAACAGAAAGGCUUAUUCUCAUGUCAUAUGCUAGAUCUUACCAAACCUAAAGAUGGUUGGAGACUAGCCACCGCUGGGCUCGAUCAGUCACCAGCCGUAAGGGCCAAUCAGGCGUGGCCAGAAGGUAUCGUCGAAUUUGGUGGGAAGAUAUAUGUUUUUGACAACUCCGAAUCUGGUUUUAUUGGCGAGGUUUUCGAUCCUCAACAUAAUAAUUGGCGUCGCUUAAAGUCGCCUCCGUUCCCACCGCCACCGUGUGGUGAUGGGGAUCAGUUGUUUGAUUACCGCACACUAAUUCUUCCGGUUAUGGCGGAUCACAAAAGAAACAGAAUCAUAGUGUACUUCCAGUAUAUCUCAACGAUGUAUGCCUAUUAUCCAUGUGAGGAUCAAUGGCGGUGUCUGGUUGAGGACCUUAAAGGUGGAUGGCAAAGGUGGGGAGAGGCCGUGACUAUCGCAGACGAUGGGGUUAUCUAUAUUCAUAAUCCUAGAAUGAAGGCAUUCUUUAGGGCUUAUGAUACAGUCUCUAAAGAAUGGUUGAACGUAAGACUGUCCCCUGAGGCUGAGGCUAAAGCCGACUAUCGAUCUUAUCUUAUUUAUACCAGAUAUGAUACCUUAUUACAUCGGGGCAAUGGCGUGCUGUGCUUGAUCUUUUCCGCUAUUCCUUGGGACGAGAACCCCGCCUUUGAUCAUAUUGUCCAAUUCAAAGUCCAACUCGUCAACUUGAAUGCCAACUCUAAGGAGAUUCUUGUCACUCCGCUUUCUUCCCAACAUUAUAAUCUCCCCUCUCGCUGCAGUACUUUUCUCUACCUCCCUGUCUAGAUAGGUUUGUUGCAACUUGAGGGCCAAUGAACGAGCUUCAUGUCUAAGUUGGAAUUGUGAAGAGCUGCGUUGAUGUUGAAAGUCAUAUGUGUUUAUUUUAGCUGCAAUAGCGAUUGUAGCAGCAAUUGCAAUCAUGAUUUUAUUAAGGCAUGUUAUUAGUACUUAAUGUAUUCACCUUGGAUCCGACAAUGUAGACUUUUAUUAAAUUGCUACUCUCGUGUUAUUAGUCUAUGUUGUAUAUUUGGAAUUGUAGUAGCCUGGCUGGUAUGCUUAAAAAUAAGUCUUAUUUCCUUGCUGGUAUGCUUUCAUCUUUGCUACACACUAUUAAAUAAAGGAAGGAAAUGUGGGAGGGAAAGUUGCAUGGAGAGUAAAUAGGAGGGGCAGUAGGUGUUUUCAUUGUUUUCCAAUUAAUUAAAGCGUGUAUUACUAAGAAUACUAACGUCAGGUUAAUAUGAUGUUUACGGUAAGCCAUUAUAUUUCAAAGCCAUGAUUAUCUCUAUGCUUACGGUAGUUAUUUAGGAUUAUAUUCGGGUGUAUCAUUGAUAAUAAAAGUUUAAUGAUGUGUGGCAAAGAUAUAAGUCAAAAUCACAAGUUAUCAUUGAUAAAUUCCCAUACUUAUUUUAUAAAAAUUCUCUUUUGGGCCCCACCUUAUACAUUUUUUAAAAUUUGGUGAACAUUCUAAUGUUGCAACUAAAUCGAAACGGAGGGAUUAAUAAACAUAUUUUAAUACUAAAGGAAAAUUUGAAAAAUAGCACCAUCAAUACAUCACAUUUUAGAAUUACCACCUCGAAUGAUUUAUUUUUUUAAAAAAAUUUAUCACCUACAAAAUCUCAAAACAUCAAAUUUACCACCACUACUUUGCCCAAACCUUCAUUGACGACGUCAUGUGGGGUCACCAACGAAUUUUUCUGUUCUAUUUCCCUCUUUUUUCCUCCCCUUCCCUCGAUUCUCCCUCUCUGUUCUUCAUUCUUCAUAAAAUUCUCUCUUAGUUUAGGUAAAACUUCCAAUUAAUGUGUAAUAAGGGUUUUUGCAAUCAAUUUGGGAUUUUAAAAUCCUAAUUACACAUACUUUUUUUUUAAAGCAAUUACACAUACUUGAAUGCAAUAAUUGGAUUUUUCGCACAAAUUCAUAGAGAAUAUUAGGAAGAGUGAUGAACAGAGAGUGUAAAUCGGAGAAUCGAGAGGGAAAUAGAAAAGAAAACGCGUUGAUGGGCCCCACAUGACGUGAAGGUGGUACUCCCUCCGUGUUUUAAAAAGUGUUACACUUGCCUAAUCCGAUCGUGUUUUAACAAUUGAUAUUUUGAAGAUUUGAAGGUGGGUGGUAAAUUUUAAAAAAAAAUCAUUGGGGGCGGUAAUUCCUAAAAAGUGAUGUAUUGAUAGUAGUAAUUCCUACUGUAUUCAUAUUUUGUAUUUUUUAACUUGUUUGUAGUUUGUUUAUUAUUAAAUGUUCAUAUUAUUAUAAGUGACUAAUUGGGUUUGGGCGUGCAUUUUUUACGGGCUUGGUCAAGCACUUUUCUUAUGAGGAGAUUAAGGCAUCUUUUAGAAAGCUUGCUAAAGAAACGCACCCUGACCUCGUUUCUUCUGCGGAUACUGAUACUGCUGAUUCGAAACGUUUCAUCCAAAUUCUCGCUGCUUAUGAGGAAAUUUUCAAGCUGUAAAGAAAGCUCUCUUGUCUGUUUCAAGUUGUCUCCAAGAGCACACCAAAGGUGACAUGUUUGAAGUACCAUGGUUGUACUUUUGAAGUGGUGAAAGUAUGACUGACAAGCUAAGAGUGAAGAAAAUGACUCAAGGUGCUACAAAGAAGAAACGGCAGCAAAAGAAAAAGAAUUCAAAGGAUAAAAUUUCAGAGGAUGAAAUAACAAAGAAGAUUUCAGCUUUGUGGGAGCAAGAAAGAUUACAAGAGUGCUUGGAUUUUAUCAUUUCUCUUGAUGAUGAGUGGUUGAAAAAUUUAAAAGUCUAUUCUAUGAAAGUGCAUGCACUUGUAGGUUUGAAACGGUUUGAAGAGGUAUUGGCUUUGCAAAAACGACUCGAAGAAUUUGGACAUAAAACGACUUUGGCACUUGGUGAAUGGUUUAUGUUUGCUUAUGCUAACAGAAAGCAAAAUAAUAUUUUGGAAGCAUAUCUCCUUUAUAAAUAUGUGCAUGAUCAGAAGGGUGCAGUCUGUGUAGAUGAUGAAGCAUUCAAAAACUGUCUCAAAUGGAUAAAAAGACUACAACCGAAAGUUCAACCAGAUUUGGAUAGAAUUGCAGUGGAAAGAGCUAGUAAAUUUUUGGAUGAUGAGCGUGCUGCCUCCUCUUCCACCAAGGCUCCUGCCUCCUCUUCCACCAAGGCUGCGACCUCUUCCACUCAAGGCUGCAUCCACCCGACCAAGGCUGCAUCCACUCCGACCAAGGCUGCAUCCACUUCGACCUUGGUUGCGUCCGCUUCGACUUUGGCGAUCCCUUCUUUGACCUUGGAUCCCUCAUCUUUGGGUGUGGAUGCCUCUUCCCAAAAAAUGAUGAAGUUUACAGAGGAUGGUGUGAUAUACUUUGAAAUGACCCAGCUUGAUGAAUUUUCAUAUCUUGGUGUAAUGAAGAUAGGCGGGAGUUCUUUUCCCAAGUCGUAUAUCAAAAUUGGCGAGAAUUCUACUUCAGAUGUCUCAAUUAGGCUUAAGAAAAACUCAUGCCUAUUGAAAAUUGAAUUUUCAAUGUAUUUCCACUCCCUUUCCAGUAGGGUAGCAAUUGUUGAGCCGGUCCGUCCAGUAAAAGUGUUCUUUGAAUUGAAGCUUGAAGAUUUCAAAUCGGAAGCAAUGGCUCAAACUUGUAAAAAAUGGUGGGAAUAUAUCAAAGACGACUUUCUAUCAAUUUUCGAUCAAAAAGUCUGUAGUGAUCUGGAAAAAUCACUCUACGUUACUGAGGAGGGGAGAAGCCAAAAUAUUGCAUAUUUCUCAAGAAAAAUUUACAUUCAGUCAAGCGCAAAAAGAAGUGUCUGA
This is a messenger RNA of Chenopodium quinoa (quinoa), 4257 nucleotides long. RefSeq lists its product as uncharacterized. The transcript is spliced from 9 exons. The record is from RefSeq and is a predicted model, not a curated record. The coding region runs from base 3040 to 4257 and encodes 405 amino acids. Lineage: Eukaryota; Viridiplantae; Streptophyta; Magnoliopsida; Caryophyllales; Amaranthaceae.